Messenger RNA from Salvelinus fontinalis (brook trout), 5324 nucleotides. RefSeq lists its product as uncharacterized. The coding region runs from base 524 to 1501 and encodes 325 amino acids. The record is from RefSeq and is a predicted model, not a curated record. Lineage: Eukaryota; Metazoa; Chordata; Actinopteri; Salmoniformes; Salmonidae. The transcript has 2 exons.
UAGUGUAGUAAAUUGUGGUAGUGUAGUAAUAAAAUAAGACACAUGGAUAAAAAUAUGGAGACAUAGGACAGCUGAACAUUAAAGUAAUGGACUACAUGUUUACAUUGAUUAUGAGACUGUGGUAAUGGAAAUUUCCUAAGGGACGUUCUGGCUCUUGUAUUUUCUCCAUUGUGCUGACAGACUGACUAGACAUGUCAGUUCCUGGGCACUUAGACCCACUAGACAUAUAGUCUGACCAGUCCAUUAUGUACACACAUGUCAGAAAGAUAGGCGCUUAAAGAAAUUGGACACUAAACACAUAGUCUGCUGAUUCUUUAAAGAGAUACACAUGUCAGAGAAAUAUGUGUUUAGGGCACUUAGACCCACUAGACAUAUAGUCUGACCAGUCCAUUAUGUACAUACAUGUCAGACACAUAGGCUUAAAGAAAGUUGAGACACUGGGAUAGAGGGUCUGGCCACCAUGAUAAACUGAUUGAAAGCAGAUGGUGGUGAAUGACUUCAUCGGGGAUGAGCAUAAUAUUAUAUGGGUAUAAAUAUAAAGGACUGGACUUCGGAGGAGUGUGUGUUCCGCGGACAUUCCAAAUUGCAAUACAAUUGUAAUAAAAACAUUUAUUUGAGUUUUACAAAAGUUCUUGUAAGAGUUAUAUUUGAAGUGAUUUUCCACGACAGAACUUGGCGAGCUUGGCCAGGAGUGACAGGGACGGGGACGUUCUUGGCUGAUGACGGGUUCUUUGGACAGUCUGACAAACAAGGGUGGCCGCCCAACUAUAAUAAGGAGAAAAAGACGGUGCCGGAGCCUGGACCUGAGGGACAUCUCCCAGUGAUACCAGGGGAUCUGGUCUACGUUCGAGUGUUUCGAAGGAAGUGGGAUCAGCCGAGGAGAGAAGGACCCUACGAAGUGGCAACAGCCACAAAAACAGCAGUCCAAGUGAAAGGAAGCAAGACGUGGUACCAUCUAAACCACUGCACACGAGUCCCAACAGAGAAAAGGAUACAACCACAUAGAGAUGAGAACACAGAGGAUGCUGAUACACCAGGCGGGAGCCCGGAGGGAGCAGGAGCAGAGGAAACGAUCGAAACGCCAGGGAGGAGUCAAGAAAAUGGCAGACCAGAUACAAGCCAAGAUACGACGAGUGCAUCAACUAAAGCUCUCAGAAGAAGUACCAGGGGAAAAAAGUCUGAACAGGAAAGGGAAAAACAACCAAAGCUUCCUCAGGUAUGGUCAGAAAGCCCAGAAAUGGGGGGGAGUAACAUGCCUGUUGCUCCUGAUGACAUACCUGCUGUGGCAGACCUCUUUGACAGAAGCCCUCCACAGUGGGAUCCCGAAGUACCACCUGCAGAAUGGGAACAUCUCUUCCCUGAAAUUGAUACCCUUCCAGAUGAAAGCCCAGUCCGGCCUGAGGAGGGAGCCUCAGGGGAAGAAAGAGGAAGAGAAGCCUCACGAGAAAGGGAAGGGGAUUUCCCCACAAUUGACUUUUCAACUCUUGAAGGGUCCCCCUAACAAACAAUUGAAGUUAGAAUGGCAGAAAAAAGACAUUGACAUAGCAAAAGUGAUAAUGAAUACUAGUACAGAAAUAACAGACUCACACAUGAUCAAGAAGUAUGGUGGAAGCAGGAAAAGAAGAGAGGAAUCAGCCGAACAAUUAAAAAGGACUGACCAGGUUAGAAUCUCUGUUCCACCUCAACUCAUAACUGAAAUAGGAGAGCAGAAGACAAUCUCAAUCAAAAGGAUCAAGCCUCUACCUGAGAUUGCAUUCUGUGGAUGGACACAUCACCAAACAAAGGGAGAAGUCAUUUGGGACCCAAAAGGAUGUGACCUGACAGUAACCAAAGAAGCAGACGAGUGGGUGCUCACCAUGAAUCAGAUUGAACCAGUUGAAGGUGAAGAAUUAAUAGUUGAAAUAACAAGAACCAGAUGGACCGAAGGGAGUAGCACCACAGUCAUUAGAAUUGGUCCUACGCCAAUACCUAAACAGGAAGAGCCGGUGAUAACUAAAACGACAACAACAGUGGAAACUGCUGCAAGGAUUACAGCAGUUACUACCAAGGUAUCAUCCAUUGCCAUUAACAAACAGUCCAAUGUACCCACAAAGAAACCUGAGGCAUCAGAACCAGAAGGGUUUUUUACUGACAUUUGGAACUUUCUAAAAAACACUAACAAUCGGCCUCUAGAAAAGGACAAUGUGAAUUCAACUGAUGCUUUAACUUCAGAACUAUACAAGGACAAAUCAUUGAAGAAAUUAGUAGGAAAUGAAUGGUAUGAAUGGGCUCAAUAUACAGCAAUGAAAUUAAAAUUGACAAAUUGCUUACUAUGUGCACCCUCUCCGCUGACAGAAUUAGUGGUGGUACCAAAUCCUUAUGAUUACAAGGAUUGUGCUGAUUUUAAUAAGAACUUUUGUCAUUUGAGUAGACCAGAAAGGCCUUAUUGCCCAGCUGAAUGUUUGUCAUAUUUGGGUAAUCCAUAUUAUCAUCAGUAUUACAAUCAAACUGGUUGGGGUAAGUGGUGUAAAGAAUUGGAUAUAAGAAUGGAAGUACAGAAGCUAGAGGUCCCACAUAAAUAUCGGAUAGAUUAUCAACAAACAUAUGAAUGUUUUAACAGCACAAAAGGACAGAAUGGGAUAGGGAAGUUUAAAGGUGAGUGUGAGAUCACAUGGCACUUAACUACGGAUACCACAUGGAAUGCAGACACUCCAAGAAGGGCUACUUAUCAAGCAGCUGGAAGUUGGGUGGGAAAAGUAGUCAUUCAUGAUAGUUGUCAAAAUCAAACUCUAGCACUACCCUUAAUUGCACCGUAUGAAGAACAGACCAAGGUAGUUGCAGAUUUCUUCUGGAUAUGUGGGGGGAAUAGAUUAAGGGCAACAUUGCCAAAGGGAUGGACAGGCCUCUGUGCAAGAGUUAGGUUGAUUCAACAGAUAACUAUCACUGAAUGGGAUCCUAGUGAUGCUAGGCAACUAAAUACUAAAAAUAGAGUAAAAAGAGAAUAUAAGUCUGACCCCAAGGUCUAUUUGGAUGCAAUAGGUCAACCUAGAGGUGUUCCUAAUGAGUACAAAGCAAGAGAUGAGAUUAAAUCAGGAUUUGAAUCAAUCUUUUUGUGGAUAACACCUAAUAAGAAUUUAGAGUGGAUUAAUUAUAUUUACUAUAACCAACAGAGAUUCAUUAACUAUACCGACUCGGCUCUAACAGCGUUGGGGGAACAGGUACAGGCUACCAGUAAAAUGACUUGGCAAAACAGACAGGCUCUUAAUUGGCUAUUAGCAGAGAAAGGUGGAGUUUGUGUUAUGUUUGGAGAUGAUUGUUGCACUUUUAUUCCCAAUAACACUGCGCCUAAUGGAUCCUUCGCAAUCGCUAUGGCUAAACUUAAAGGUUUACGAGCAGAGGUUAAGGCAAAUGCUGGGUUUGACUCUCAUGUUUGGGAUUGGUUGGAUCUAGCAUUAGGAAAGUGGGGAGUUAUGUUUGCUAAAAUGGCUAUUAUGCUGGGAGGAGGGUUAUUGGCUCUGGGUAUUGUAUUUUGUUGUGUUUUACCCUUGGUAAAAUCACUUGUGGUCCAGACAACAGUCAAACAGAUGUCUGUAAGGAGUGCUGACCCUCCUGUGGUAAUUAAUCCUGUACCUGGAAGCCCAGGUCAUUAUACUAAUAGAUAUGGAAAGCCAUGUAAUGCGGUUGGUGGACCUCUGGACUGCCCCUUUGGCAAUCCAAACUGUCUCUAUGGAGUGAUGCCGGGAGGUGGUUAUGCUUGCCAUGAUUUCAGUAAGGAUGGUCUACCUGUAUAUGCUGUAUUCCCAAAUUCAGACGAAUGUCUACUGGUACAUGUCCACAAAGAGUGUCAUUUGCGCCGUAAGUGCAAGUGGUGCACAAAAUUUAAUGUGGAAGGCCAUGACCAUCACGGAGACCCCGUGUUUUGCGCAAAAUGUCAAAGAGGUGAUUGUAGAAUCUGUCAGGAUGAGGAUUGUGCUCCUAUGUAAGGAUUUUAGUAUAUCUAUGUUUGUUUAAGGCCUUGUGUUUUUGUAUGUUUGGUUGAAUUUUUAGAUAUAUAUAUCAAUGAAUAUAUAUAUGGUUUUCUUUAAUUAAAGCUAGUUAUGCCUUCUAAAAACUAGGUUAAUUUCAAAAACAUGUUAGGUAACAGAGGGUAUUCCGGUUACAAGUGUCUAUGGACCAUGUCCUUAAUCUUCUAAACAAAGGUUGAUAUCAGUUGAUAUCACUUUAUUAGAGAGGUGUCUGCGAGGGAGGAUCAUGUUGAAAUGCUUAAAUUUAGAAUGAUGUUGUGUCAAUUUUCUUUUGUAACUGCAUGUAGGUCUUUGAUUUUUUUUUGAUUAUUCAUUUAUUAUUAUAUUCAUUGGAUUGUUUAAAUUUUUAAUUUUCACAUAACUGAGAUAAACUCAGGCAAGGCUAAGUACCUACACGCUCAUGCUUCAUCAAAUAUGUCAUAUUUUAUCUUUCUAAUUUUAAUGUUUCUAAUUAGAUCUUUUACUCUUAUGAAAAUUAGAGAUGUUUGGUCUAGUUAGGUUUUCUUUAAUGUUUCUGAUUGGAUCUUUUACUCCUAUUUCACAUUGGAGAUGUUUGGUCUAGUUGGUUUAUAUGCUUCACUUUGUUUUUAUUUUUUGUAUUUUCUUGAUUAUUAUAGGUAUUCUCAUUUACUAUCCCAAAGUCUUAUUUGUAUCAUUUAUGUGGCUAAAUAGCCCCAGAGGGGGGAUUGUGGUAGUGUAGUAAAUUGUGGUAGUGUAGUAAUAAAAUAAGACACAUGGAUAAAAAUAUGGAGACAUAGGACAGCUGAACAUUAAAGUAAUGGACUACAUGUUUACAUUGAUUAUGAGACUGUGGUAAUGGAAAUUUCCUAAGGGACGUUCUGGCUCUUGUAUUUUCUCCAUUGUGCUGACAGACUGACUAGACAUGUCAGUUCCUGGGCACUUAGACCCACUAGACAUAUAGUCUGACCAGUCCAUUAUGUACACACAUGUCAGAAAGAUAGGCGCUUAAAGAAAUUGGACACUAAACACAUAGUCUGCUGAUUCUUUAAAGAGAUACACAUGUCAGAGAAAUAUGUGUUUAGGGCACUUAGACCCACUAGACAUAUAGUCUGACCAGUCCAUUAUGUACAUACAUGUCAGACACAUAGGCUUAAAGAAAGUUGAGACACUGGGAUAGAGGGUCUGGCCACCAUGAUAAACUGAUUGAAAGCAGAUGGUGGUGAAUGACUUCAUCGGGGAUGAGCAUAAUAUUAUAUGGGUAUAAAUAUAAAGGACUGGACUUCGGAGGAGUGUGUGUUCCGCGGACAUUCCAAAUUGCAAUACAAUUGUAAUAAAAACAUUUAUUUGAGUUUUACAAAA